AUUUUUGCUAUCUUUUUGAGAAUCAUGCAAAACCAGAGUUUUGUCACUGAGUUCAUAAUCUUGGGUCUUUCUCAGAACCCAAAAGUUGAGAAAAUACUGUUUGUUUUUUUCUUGUUGGUUUACCUUGCAACUGUAGGGGGCAACAUGAUCAUUGUGGUGACCAUCCUCUACAGCCCUGCACUGCUAGGAUCCCCCAUGUACUUCUUUUUGGCAUUCCUGUCCUUCCUGGAUGCAUGUGUUUCUUCUACUGUCACACCCAAGAUGCUUAUAGACUUCUUAAGUGAGAAGAAGAUCAUCUCUUUUGAAUGUUGCAUGACACAAUUGUUUUCAGUUCAUUUCUUCUCAGGGGCAGAAAUGGUUGUGCUAGCAGCCAUGGCCUAUGACCGUUACGUGGCCAUUUGCAAGCCCUUGCAUUACUCUUCCAUCCUUACCCGGAGGCUCUGUAGUAUUUUGGUGGCAAUAUGCUGGGCAGGAGGCUUCUUGCAUUCUAUUGUACAAAUUAUCUUCAUAUUGCAGCUGCCUUUAUGUGGACCCAAUGUCAUUGAUCAUUACAUGUGUGACUUGUUUCCAUUGCUGAAGCUUGCCUGCACUGACACUCAUAUAUUUGUCCUUUUGGUGUUUGCCAGCAGUGGGGCUAUCUGCAUCAUCAUCUUCUCCUUAUUGCUUGUCUCCUAUGUUGUCAUCUUGUUCUCUCUGAGAGGCCACAGUUCUGAAGGUCGCCGUAAAGCUCUUUCCACUUGUGGAGCCCACGUUACUGUUGUGGUUUUGUUCCUUGUUCCGUGCAUAUUAAUAUAUGCACGGGAUACAUCUGCAUUCUCCUUUGAGAAGAACACACUUAUAUUUGUCAACGUCCUGACACCAUUGCUCAAUCCUAUGGUUUACACAUUCAGGAAUAAGGAAAUGAUAAAUGCCAUGAGAAAAAUGUGGAAGAGAUUGAAAGUGAUUUUUUUUUUAGGUUUUAAUAUUGCUUUUACACUGGUGGGGAGAUGA
Peromyscus californicus insignis is the source of this 990-nucleotide messenger RNA. RefSeq names its product olfactory receptor 4C15-like. Gene Ontology annotation, molecular function: olfactory receptor activity; G protein-coupled receptor activity. Gene Ontology annotation, biological process: G protein-coupled receptor signaling pathway. The transcript has a single exon. Gene Ontology annotation, cellular component: membrane. The record is from RefSeq and is a predicted model, not a curated record. NCBI's taxonomy places the organism in Eukaryota, Metazoa, Chordata, Mammalia, Rodentia, Cricetidae. Bases 25 to 990 code for a protein of 321 amino acids.